AUGAUGUUCAGACAGGGCCAGUAUGUCCCACCUCCAGGAGCCAGCAGCAUUUUGGGACUUGAAGCAUCAGGGCAUGUGGCAGAGCUGGGACCUGGCUGCCAAGGUCACUGGAAGAAGGAAUUCAGCAUGGCUCUGCUGUCUGGUGGUGGCCGGGCUCAUGUCAGCAUACCUGAAGAGUUCCUCAUGCCCAUUCCUGAGGGACUGACCUUGUCCCAGGCUGCAGCUAUCCCACAGACCUGGCUUACUGCCUUCCAGCUGUUACAUUUCUUGGAUGAGGAAAGUGUGCUAAUCUACGCAGGCUCAAGCGGUGUGGGCACAGCUGCCAUCCAACUGGCUCGGAUGGCUGGCGCUAUUCCAUUGCUCACGGCUGGCUCCCAGCACAAGCUUCAAGUGGCAGAAAAGCUUGGGGCAGCUGCUGGAUUCAAUUACAAAGAAGAGGAUUUUUCUGAAGCAACACUGAAAUUCACUAAAGGUGCUGGAGUGAACCUUAUUCGCUGCAUAGGUGGAUCCUAUUGGGAAAAGAAUGUGAACUGCCUGGUCCCUGAUGGUAGCUGGGUUCUCUGUGGUCUGAUAGAAGGAGCUGAUGUCAGUGGGCCGUUUUCAAAGCUACUUUUUAAACGAGGAAAUCUGAUCACUACUCUUCUGCGAUCUAGGGACAAAAAAGUGAUACAAACGCUAGUGAAAGCUUUCAUAGAGCACUACCCUACUUCUCCAAGGACCGAUCCCCAACGCUUGGUGCCGAUUCUGGAUAGGGUUUACCCGGUGACCGAAAUCCAAGAGGCCCACAAGUACAUGGAGGCUAACAGGAUCGUCUUAGAGGAGGUGGUGGCACGCAUAGGACCUAGAGAAAACUUGGAUUGGAUUCAAUUCCAGGGACGCCUUGUCAGUUGGACCCGCCCCUCCGGCCAAGUCCGUUCGACCGGGGCCCGCAGCCGGAACACAUCCGGGUUUGAAGCCUGCAUCCCGCCCUCUCCUGCCCGGAACACGGAAGCGCCUCGUCCUUCCGCCUUCCGGCCGGACACCAAACUCCAGCUAGUUUUGGCCCGGAUGUUUGUGGAAAGUAAGGCUCGGCGUCCCCACGUCCUGGUUUAA
Molecule: messenger RNA, 1092 nt
Organism: Jaculus jaculus (lesser Egyptian jerboa)
Lineage: Eukaryota; Metazoa; Chordata; Mammalia; Rodentia; Dipodidae
Gene: Tp53i3
Product: tumor protein p53 inducible protein 3
Molecular function (GO): quinone reductase (NADPH) activity; NADPH binding; quinone binding
Source: RefSeq, a predicted model, not a curated record